This is a messenger RNA of Exophiala xenobiotica, 1584 nucleotides long. RefSeq lists its product as uncharacterized. Gene Ontology annotation, biological process: microtubule-based movement. The record is from RefSeq and is a predicted model, not a curated record. The transcript has a single exon. The coding region runs from base 1 to 1584 and encodes 527 amino acids. Lineage: Eukaryota; Fungi; Ascomycota; Eurotiomycetes; Chaetothyriales; Herpotrichiellaceae.
AUGGCAUCAGCAGUCGCCUCCGCCAUUCGACCUGGCCUGCGCGACAGACAGCAAUCCGGUUCACCUCAUACUCCGAGCCGCUACAUCUCCUCCGUCCAGUCCUCUCCAGGUUCUUCGUUUUUCCGCGCCGAAGAGGACCCUGUCAUCAUCGAGCUCAACCCUCGCGAAUUGAGUGCAGGCUUCCAAGGCGAGAGUGGCCCGCAAUGUACGAUCCAGUUCACACCUCAGAAUUCUCGGCGAGUAGGAGACUAUCGUACAUACUUGCCAGACUACAGGAGGAAGGAGAAGGAUAUACAAACAACAAGCAAGGACUAUGAGCUGUGGAGGAGCGAUCUCCAAGACGUAGACUUGGGUUUGCUGGAGGACAAGCUAGAACGGGCAGUCAGAGAAGCAUACAACAAGCAUCUCCUCGUCGGUGCUGGUAACGCGCGACUGGUCCUGGUUCUGCCGUCUCUUGUUCCACAUCCUGUUCUAUCGACAGUGCUCACCCUGUUGUUUGAACGCUGGAAGUAUUCCUCCAUCACUCUUCUCCCUGAGCCCACCAUGACCAUCGCUGCGGCUGGCUUACGUUCGGGUCUGAUCGUCGAUAUUGGUUGGGAGGAAACGGUCAUCACGGCCAUCUAUGAGUACCGGGAAGUGCGAGUCCGUCGGACUGUCCGUGCUAUGAAGGAUCUCACAGUCAAGAUCGGGGCAUUGCUAGAUACGAUCAGGAAAGAACAGAGCGACUCGGUUCGGGGAACUCUUUUGCUGGAUUUCGACUUCGUUGAGGAGUUUGUCGAACGUGCUGGUGCAUGCCAUGCGCUGAUGCGAGACGUGGAUAGCGACCGGACUGCGAGAACGGACGCAUUGGGCUUCGAAGACAAACCCACGACCAAUUCAGGCAGCGACUUUGAUACGGACCUUGUGAUCGAUUGGCCUACAGAUAUGUCAUAUUCGCCCGUUUCGAUAUCCCGAGCGGCACUUCAUCAGGCGUGCUUGGAACGUUUGGUCGGAUUGCAAAACGAGGAUCAUCCGGACGACCAUGAACAAUCGAUUAGCCAGCUUCUGUAUCGAACACUCCUUUCUCUGUCCGCAGAUGUGCGCAGCAUUUGCAUGCCCAGGGUAGUCUUUACCGGGCGCGGCUCGAGAGUGGCUGGCCUAACCAAGACCAUACUCGAUGCCACCAAUUCCAUCAUCAAACAGCAUGGUUGGACGGCUGUCAGGGGUACACAUUUCAAUGCGAAGAGAAGUGGGUUGACAGAGCUCGCUCAGGGUAGAGCUUUACCGGCCGAUGCUCGACAUGAUGCCACGACGCCGGUUGUUGAAGACUUCGUGGAGGAACGUUUGUACAAACAGAAGUCAAAGGAUGCAUCACCUUUUGUGCCUGUCGCUCUUCGACAAGUGGAAUCUCUAGGACCUUGGGCAGGUGCAAGUCUUGUAUCCAGUCUGAAAGCGAAGUCAUUAGUCGAAAUUGACAGAGAGAGGUUCCUCUCGCACGGACUGGCAGGGGCACACCGUGAUCUCGACAUCAAUGUCACUUCCCAACGAUUGACGACUGCGAAAAGUAGUGAAAGGACCAGCUGGACUUUGGCAGGAUGGGCAUGA